CCUCCCUUCCUGUAGCUGUUUAGUUUCGUUUAUUAUAAACUAGCGAGUGCCCCUCAGUUUACAACACGGAAAGGAGUAGGACAAUGUAUGACUACGAUCCUGUGAGGUUCGGACUCAGCCCCCGGGAGAGAGAGGGGAUCAUAGAGUUGCUGGGAUUAAUGGAUCCUAUUGAACUGAAUAAACUAGCAAGAACUAUCUCCGGGUCUAAGAGAGUGCGCAGGGGGACAGGUAAGGCGCCAUCGGCACUGACUGGAUUAGACACAGGUAAACAUAGAACGCGGGAAAUUGGAAAGGGAUCAUCAGAGGUUCCAAUGCUACAUUGUAUCAGCACCCCCCGCAUGGUUACAGCGCGGACUCAAUGUAGUAUACUAUCUCUGGAGCUCUGCCUCCAGCUUUAGGUAAUUCAAACAGGGCUGACAUACUGGGUGAAAGUGAGAGAACGGCAGAGUAAGUGUGAGGGGUGAAAGUGAGAGAAUGGCAGAGUGAGAGUGAGGGGAGGAAAGUGAGAGAGUGAGAGAAUGGCAGAGUGAGAGUGAGGGGAGGAAAGUGAGAGAACGGCAGAGUAAGUGUGAGGGGUGAAAGUGAGAGAGUGAGAGAAUGGCAGAGUGAGAGUGAGGGGAGGAAAGGGAGAGGAAGUGAUUGGGCCGAAUCUAUGCCCUGAUGCAGUUAUAUGUGUCUCUUCUCCAGGAAAUCAAUUGGUAAACCUGAUGUUUUGCUACAAAUGCAAUGGAAGACAUUUUAUAUGGUCAUCGAAUAUUUUGUGGUUAUGUAAUUAUGCCCCUACCUAUGCACACUGGCACACAAGCACAUAUAGGUAGUAUAACCUUUAUCUUAAUAAAGUAGUUAUUAUGGAUGUAUUAGCUCAGGCAAUUGUUUCUGCUGGAGUACAUGUCAAUACAUUCUAGAAACAAGGUAAGUUUGUGUUGUUUGUGGUUUGAAAUAUGAACCUACCUAUGUUUGAUCUGUAGGAUUUGUCUUUUUUUUUUCCUUUUCCAAUAUCAAUAUAAUAGUUGUUAAAUAAUAAAAAAUGUUAAUCUGAUAUGUUACAAUUACACACAGACACACACACACACACACAUUAUUAUAAUUUUUUUCAAAAUAUAUAUAUUAUUAUCUUAUAAUAUACAAAAAACGAUUUUGGGCUCAAUUCUAUGUCUUUUCAUGUGCAGUAAACAGUCAUCUUACUAUUCUGUUGUUUUCAGAAAAAUGGUUUGUCAAAUGCAAUAAAUAUCUCUUGCCCGCAUUUUAUUGCAUCUGUUUUUUUAUCAUAGGAACCUAUUAGGAGUACAGUAAAUUGUGCCACCUAAAUGCUGAUUAUUUUAAGGGUGGAAGAAGCGAGGAAGAGCGAGGAAGAAGAUUUAUCAUCUGCUCUUCAAUAGAUACAUCUAUCUGUAAAUUUGCAACAGACAAAUUUCAAAAAUACUAAAAAAAUCCAGCGCCAGUGCCAAAUUCUACCUGCAGCCUGUCCCACCUUUCAUGGUGUCUAACUGCAGGGCAGAGCAAGACUACCAAUUAAGGGACCAAAGCAGGUGCCUAGGGAGGGCUCUGGCUUAGACAGUGGGCCAUCCUGCCCUUUUCAAGCCAGCAGGGAGAUCAAAUCAUUGAAGAAGCAUUGUGGUAUAACAAUAUUCGCUUCAGAUCACUUUAAGAGCACCCCUUGCAGUACCCCCAGCACUUCUUGAUGACUCUGAAAGUGACAGCCAGUACUUGGAGUAACCUUUCAGCUAUAUACGUUCUCACUAGUUUAUGUUGACUCCAUGCUUUAUGGGACUGAACUGGUUUCCAAGGGUCAGUUUUUCACAUUCUGGUUCUGUUUACUCAGUAUAUUAGUUCAAUACAUUUUGAUGCCUUCUGUGUGGUGUAUAAUUAAUUUCUUCUGUUUCUUUUUUUUUUUGUAGCUAUUGAUUUAAUACUAAAGAGGACCAGAAAUGCAGAGCAGCUUUUGAAGAGGAAAAAAGUUUCCCAUGAAGUUAUUUUUCAGUAUCUUCGGGGGAAAAAUGUUCGUGUGCCAGACACUUAUAAAAAGCCUGAUUUGAUCAACAAUGUACUUAAGCUGUGGGGGAUUCAAGUGAGUAAUAUUAUUCCAACUGAAUUUCUAAAUAAAAAUAUAUUUUAUGUACUGAUUAUAUCAAUGGCAGGCAAACUUAGGGGCUCGGUGGUUUUCCAACAGCACUAUAAUAUUAUACUUAUUUAGGCAAUUUAAAAAUGUAUCUUGAUUACCUGCAUUGGAAUAACCACUUCACAGACAACCAUUUUUUAUUCUACUGUAUUACUGUUUUUCUAUUUUAGAUAAGCUAGUGUGUCUAGGAACAGAUAGCUGUUAGUUUGGAUUUAGAUAGGUGCCCACGAAGACACAAGCUGAGGACUAUGCAGUCAAGUACUUAUAAUACUUCAGAAUCUACUUUUUUUUCUAUGCAUUUUUAAGCUACUUUUCAUAGUCUGUUUACUAACUAUCCUAUAUUGUUCUCGUAGACUAUUUGCAGCCCUUGUUGGUUAGGGUUUCAUCAGAAAGGGAUCUUUUACACCUAACGACUAGGAAUUUGGCUAUCACUCUAUUUACUGGGUCUCUGUCGUUUUAUUACAAAGUUACGAUGCCAUCAGUGUUACAAUCAGUCAGCUUAAUUAACCCCUUAGUGAUCAGGCAGUUUUUCAAUUUUCUUACUGUUAAUGAUCAGGGCUGUUUUUACAUUUCUGCGUUUUCUUUUUGUGUUUAGCUGUAAAUUUCCUCUUACUCAUUUACUGUACCCACACAUAUUAUAUAUUGUUUUUCUCACCAUUAAAUCGUCUUUUUAAAGAUACCAUUAUUUGCAUCAUAUCAUAUAAUUUACUAUAUAACAGAAUUAUAAAAUAUUAUGAAAAAAAAAAAAAUCCCAUGGGGAGACAAAAUUAUAUUUACAUAAGCCAGGUGCAAACCAUAUAAACACUCCCUCAAGUGUUUAAAUAUCAAAAUCCAUACAUAAUAUAGAAUGCACACUACAACAACUUAAUCGUAAAGUACAAUAAGACUUUAUUCAAUAGAAGAAUUACAAUAUCCAACACAAACCAAUAAUACACAAAGUAUAUUAUGUUGAAUAAUUGUAUAUAUACAUUAGAUAUUAUAUGUGUUCCUUUAUAUACUUACUGUGUAUAUUGUACCAGUACCUGAAGUGAUGACAUCACUUCCUGGGGUGGGGACAAUUUCGUGCUGAUGGCCAUCAGCUGUACGGGGGAUUUAUAAGCAGACACAUGUGAAGAUUGAUACAGGUGCCCUUGAUAAAGGCAACCAGUUGGUGCCGAAACGUUGGGGGAGUUAGUGACUUGUGUUUCUACCUUGGGCCUUGAAAGAUUUUUUUAGUAUAGUACUUUUGUAUUACUGUUUGCUUCUUUUUCUGUUCUUUUGUCUGUUAUUGGUUUGUGUUGGAUGUAGUAAUUCUUCUAUUGAAUAAAGUCUUAUUGUACUUUACGAUUAAGUUUUUGUAGUGUACAUUUUAUAUCAUGUAUGAAAAAAUGUAAAAAACACACUUUUCCUAACUUUGACCCCCAAAAUCUGCUAUGCAUCUAUAACUGCCAAAAAACACCCAUGCUAAAUAGUUUCCAAAUUUUGUCCUGAGUUUAGAAAUACCCAAUGUUAACAUGUUCUUAGCUCUUUUUUUUUUUGCAAGUUAUAGGGCUAUAAGUACAAGUAGGACACUGUUGUUUCAAUAUAUAUAUUUUUAAAAUGUAUCAAUAGUGACAUUGUAACACUGUUAUCUGUCAUAAAUCUCUGAAUCACACCUCACAUGUACAUAUUUUUUUAAAGUAGACAACCCAGCGUAUUCAAUAUGGGGUAUGUCCAAUUUUUUGUUAGUAGUCACAAACACUGGCCAAAGUUAGCAUUUACAUUUGUUUGUGUGUUAAAAAUGCAAAAAACAAUUAUGAAUGCUAACUUUGGCCAGUGUUUGUGACUAAUUAUCUACUAAAAAAGACUGAACAUACACCAUUUGCAAUACCUUGGGUGGUCUUCUUUUGCAAAUGGUAUGCCAUCAUGGAGGUAAUUCUCAUUCCUGGGCUUCCAUACGCUCUCAAAGGCAACAUAACAAUCUGGCAAAUUUCAAUGUGAAAAAAUGGGAAAUCAAGCCUUAUAUUUGACCCUAUAACUUUCAGAAACACUAUAAAACCUGUACAUGGGGGAUACUGUUAUACUUGCGAGACUUCGCGGAACACAAAUAUUAGUGUUUCAGAACAGUAAAAUGUAUCACAACAAUGAUAUCAUCAGUAAAAGUGGCCUUUUGGGUAUGGAAAAUCCAAAAACUGUCACUUUUACUGACAAUAUCAUCGCUGUGAUAUGUUUUACUGAUUUCAAGCCAACCAAUCAGAGUACUCUGUGUCAUUUUACACAGCGUGGGAAAAUUCCAAAGAACUUUCCCACGCUGUGUAAAAUGACUGGCACUCUGGUUUAAUUCCAAGUCAACCAAUCAGAGUGUUCUGAGUCAAACUGCAGGGCGUAGGAAGGCUUUAUAAGCCUUACCCCGCCCUGCGGAGCUCAGUUUACGCCGUGCCCUCGCCAUGUGAAGAUGGAUAAAAAUUUUAGCGUCGUGUUUUUGUCUUUUUCAUUGGAUUUUUUUUUUGCGCUCUUCGACAGGUAUUAUGGUUUUUAUUUGGUCUUUUUGGGGGCUGAGAAAUGAAGAUUUUAGAAAAAAGAAGACAUCAAAUGGUAAGUUAAUUUUUUUUUUUUUUUACAGGCACUUAGUUCUUUUAUUCCCCCCUCACUAUUUUUAGGGUGAAGGGGGUAGGUAGCGGUCUAAUAACUUUUGUUUUGGGUGGGGGAGUGACUGGGGGCUUGGGGACCCCUGGUCACCUUGGGGGGGGGGGACAAUUUCAUUUAUGGCCCCCACCCGCCACUCGGGUGUGGGGGAGGACAAUAGGUCCCCCCCUUAUUGUUAUUUAUGGCCCCCACCUGCCAUGCAGGUCAAACUCCUACAACUUGAGGAGAAAGAAAAAGAAAAUAGCUCCAAUACAUAUACAAAUCAUAUUUUUUUCCCCCUUUUUCCAUUUUCCUCCCUUUUUUUUCCUUAUCACUUAUUACUUUUAUGUCUUUACAUUCACUUUAGAAUAUGUGGUAAAACACGACACUCAAUACCUAUGUAUGUGAAAAAAUUCUAUCAAAUAAAUUGCAGGUACUAAUAGUGUGCAUUUAAGCACCUAUACAAGCUAAACAAUAAUCUUAUGUUAGUGAAGCCACAAUAUCUUAUAGUUUACUGACAAUCUAUUUUGCGUAAAUGGAGUGUUAAAUCUUAAGAAUCUAAAAACACCCUUUUCUUUAAUGCGUGACUAUUAUAGAUGAUUGUGUUAAAAUUACUCAUUUUUAUACUGAUUAACCUCACCCCUCACAAAAAAAAAAUUAAAAUUUUUCCUUCUCUUUUUCUUUUCUUUUCUCUCCUUCUAUCUCUCAUCCCUCAUUCAUGCAAGAUCAUUAGACAAAAGCCAAUGUUGUAAACUUUUCGGGUCUUUGAACAGUUCUGUUUUUUCUUUAAAGAAGAUUCUUAUUCCAAUUGGGAAUGUCCAUGCAUAUUUUAUAUUAUUAUUCCAUAAUUUAGAAGUAUGAACCAUAAAAGGCUUUUUGGCAUUCCUGGUGGCGAGGGAUAUGUUGUUGAAAAUUUUUAAAUCUUCAAAUUUAGAGUCCUUUAAAGACUUUGUUUUUAAUGCUGUGAUGAUUUUAGCCUUAAAUGAAAAGGAGUGCAGACUCGCGCUCACUUCUCUUGGUAAGUGAGCCGGUAGGCCACUAAAUUCUGGUAUCCUAUGAACUAUCUCGAUGAUAAAUGGGAUGUUAUCCAAUUGUAAACCCAACAUUUUUAAAAAAUCUUACAGAUAUCGCUCUAAAUGCUGUUGUGAUAAAUUUUCUGGUAUUCCCCAUAUCCUGAUAUUAUUUCUACGUGCUUUGUCCUCGUUGACCACAGAUUUCAAUUCCAGUUGAUCAAUUCUUCGUUCCAGUAUCUUUAUUUUUUCUUCCAUUAAGUUGUUUUGUACGAUUGAGUAUUCAAGUUUUUCUUCCAGAGAUGAGAGUUUAGUAUUUAAUUUAGAUAUUUCCUCUUUGAAAGUUAAGGAGACAACUUGGAUUUCAUUUUUUACUUUUUCCAUUUGUACUUCGAAGCAAUUAUUUAAUACUUCUCUGUCAAUGCUUAGUGAUUCACUAAACGAACAAUCUGGAAUUUGUUUGACAUUGCAUUUGUCUGUUUGAUUCAGACUGUUUGAAUCUUCAUCUCCAUAUUUCGUUGGUUCAAGUUGACUCAAUCUUCUUAGUGAGUUAUCUCUGUCUUAUGACAAGAAAAAAAUUAGAAAGGCUUUAUCGACCUUUAAUUCGAUUUUUUGUUCCAUUGUUAUUUUUCUCUGUCUUUCUUGCUCCCUUGCUUAACAUCAUUUUUUUUAGUUGCUGUUUUGUUUGGGAGACACAAAGAGGAAAACAAUAAAACAAAUAAAUAAAUAUAUGAAUAAAUAAGAGAAAAAUAAAAUAGGAAAGAGGAAUCAGAAAUCAAAAAAUGGUUUGUUCUCCUCUAUAAGGCCGUUUUCAAUUUGUAUAUCACCCCCUGAUUCUUAAAGGGUCCAAUUGCUUGAUCCACCUAUAUGGACUUGUUUUAACUUAAGCUUGUCUACAAUGAGUGGUGGAAUUAACAGUUACCACGCCAAUUAGACUUAAGCUUCUCUUUGUACAAGGCAGGGUUCACCUUGAGUUUCCUGAGUUAAUUAGGAACCACAGAGUCUCCUUAAAUCGUCAGCCAGUUGCCAAUUUUACCUCAAAAUGAUUAAAUUACAGCAGAAUUAACUAAAAUCUGGACUUCAAUUAAGUCAUCAUGGAUAACAGCACCCUCACCACUUCGCACAAGUGUCACGGGUAGCGGUACAGAGAACGGAACCCCUCAGUGCCUGAAGAGGAUGAUUGGAGUCUCGGCAAGGAAAGGACUAUCAGGUCCUGGUGCAGGGUAACCACACGUCCCCUGGUGUUGAGCACCAGUUUGUGCGGCCACAUACCAGGGCCCUGAUGCAGUUUCUGCGGAUUCUAAGGGCUAGGUGAAAAUAUGCAGGUCUCCCAGAAUAUUGAUAGGGAGGCUCUGCAGCAGAUAUGUAUCCAGUACAGAAACAAGUCAAGACUAGAACAGGCAUCUAACAAGAAAACAAGACAAGACUAGAAGACCCAGAACCGGAGCAGGACAGAAAGCAGAACCCAGAACAUGUACACAAUAAUGAGCGCCACAUUAACAGGGCAAGGCAGGACUGUACAUGAACUGGGAAGACAAAAUUAAACAAGACAAGAGAUAGAAGGCAAGAAAGAGGAGACAUAACUAAGUACUAUAUAUGUAAAACAUUGGAGAUUUAGACACACAAGAUGUAUGCAGUCCACCACUGCGCCACAGUACUCCAAUUAUGGUGGGACCUAACUGCCUAGAUAUGCAUGACUAAAUAAACAAUAAAGCACACACAGUACUUACCUGCAAAGAAAGGAGCAGAGGUAAUGAGACUGCUUGCAGGACCAGACUGAAAAAAAAAGGAUUAAUUUCAAAGCAAUGGGUGUGGCAACAAAAACCAAAGACUUAACCCCUUAGUGACCAUGGACGUAUUAGGUACGCCCGACAAAAAAACGGUCCUUAAGGUCGCGGACGUACCUGAUACUUCCUGGGGUAAUUAGAGCUCUGUAAGCAAUCAUGAUUGCUUCCAGCAGCUCUAAUGGUAUUACAGCGAUGCCUCAAUGUUGUAAUGUUUGUAAUAAAAUAAAAAAAUACUUACACUCCAUCCCUCUCCCUCCCCAUGUACUUACCGAUCGCCGCGUUCCACUGCUGGCGAUCGGUCUUCUUCUUUGGGAGGACUCUCUGGACUGAGCCCAGAGAGUGCCCCCUUGGCAAUUUAGGACCCCCUAAGAGAGCGGUCACAUGGCCCCCAUAGGUGUUCUAACUGACAGGCAGUCCCCCUGCUGGUGAAAAAAGUUAAAAUAAAGUUAAAUAAAUAAAUAAAAGGUAAUAAAAAUAAAUAAAUAUAUAUAUGUAUAUAUGCGAUAUAUAUAUAUAUAUAUAUAUAUAUUCCUCUAUUAUAUCUAUAUAUGUAUUUUUUUAUUAAUAUAUACAAAUAUUAAUAUAAAAAUACACUUAGAGUAAAAUUGCACGCAUAUAUAUAUAACAUAUAUAAUAACUAUAUAUAUAUAUGUAAUUUUAUUCUAACUGUAGUUUGAUAUUAAUAUAUAUCAAUUUAUAUAUUUAUAUCAAAAUACACUUAAAAUUUAAUUAUAUAUAUAUCUAUGUCUUUAAUGACCGUGGACGUACGUCCGACAAAAAAAAGGUUGUUAAGGACUGCAGCAAAUAGGAGCCCUGGACUUACCUGGACCAGCGAUCCAUGGCAAUCACGGUCAGGGGGGACUGCCAGAGACCCCAGCAGUCCCCCUGCAGCAGCUUCGGCCACCCCGGCCCUCCAGGGCCAUGUGAUCACCCCGAUCACAUGGCCGCUAUAGGAGUUGCCAGCAGGAGGACUGUCUGAGCUAUCAGACAAAAAAAAAAUAAAAAUAUAUAUAUAUAUAGUAUACAUAUAUAUAUGUAUAAUAUAGUAUAAAAUAUUUAAACCAUUUUAUAAUAUAUUAUACAUAUAUAAUGCAUAUAUAUGAUUUCAUUAUAAGUGUACUUUGAGAUAUAUACACAUAUAUCUCAAAAUACACUUGUAAUUAAAUCAUAUAUAUGUAUAAUAUAUUAUAAAAUGUUUCAAUUAUAAUAUAUUAUACAUAUAUAGGAAAUAAAAGUGUGUGUGUGAGUGUAAAUACAUACACACACACUUAUUAUAUACACGUAUUAUAUGUAUAUGUGUGUGUGUAUAUAUAUUUCCUGGACAUAUCCAUGGCAGCACAACAAUGGGUAGCUCCUCCCCAUCCUUGGGAAGCUCCAGGAGACGGCCCUGUGCAAAGGUGUCCCCCUGGAGAACCCCCCGGGGGAAGCUUGCAGUGACCCUAGGGGUAGCAAGCAUAAGGAGCCACUACCCUACUGACUGCAGUGACCCUAGGGGUAGCAGGUAUGGGCAAGGCAUAAACAGUAUGGAUAUACCCCCUUCUACCUUAAUUUUUCUGGUUAAUCCUGCCUUUUCUGAUUGGGAGGCAUUCCUCCUCUUGAUUCAGCAGUUCUCUGCCCAGUGUUUAUUCUCCCUUGUGGGGGACUACAGGGCUUCUCUGGUGAUCUAGGGUUCCAGAGCCCUACAUAUUCGGAUAGAGGAACAUAGCAGAAACAUUAUGAGAGGCGCAGAUAACCAUAGUGUACCUGCGCACUACAAACAAUUCCAUAACCAGUCCCCUUUAGGUUCAUUAUUUUUAGGUAUUAAAAAAGUCUCAAAAGACUGGAGAGGAGGUAAUUUUAACCAGAAACUUAGUAGGGAGGAAAUGCGAAUGAUUUUUGAAUUUAAUACUCUUACCCCCUACGGCCUCAACACGGACUUUGAAAUUUGCCAUUUUUUGGAAGGAUAGUUGAGUUUGCUCUAAUACUAAUUUUUAUAAAUAUUUUAUAAAUAUUUAUUUCAUUCAGUAAGAAAGAAAAUGAUAUAAUUUUUUAGCUCCAUUAUCUUACCCUUUAUGGUUUUAAUACGCAUUUUUAAUUAAUGAUUUUUCAGGAAGAAAGCUUAGUGUGCAAUAAUAUAUAUUCUUCUUGGAAGGAUAGUUAGGUAUGCUCUAAUACCUAUUUUUAUAAACAUUCAAAAGAGUAUAAUUUUCGAGUUCCAUAAUCUGAUUUUUAUGGUUUUAAUACGUAUUUUUAAAUUAACGAUUUUUUUAGGAGAAAUCCCAGUGUGCAAUAAUAUAUAAUCUUUUUUUUAUUAGAUAUCCUGUUUUUUAUGAGAUAUUUUAUUUGUUUACCCUCCAUCCUUUAUAGAUAGUCUCUAUAUAUGCCGAUAAGAUUUAGUAUUUUAACACAGUAUAGAUUGUAAAAUGUGAUAGUGAUCCAUAAUGAGAAACAAUUUAGUUCAUUUGUGUCAUUUUAUGUAAUGAGUCUUUUGUAACUGUUGAAUUCCUCAUAUGUAACAUAUUUGAACAUAGAGGGAAUGUAAUCAGAAUUGUAAUAGUCCCCUCCGGACAAAAGUUGAAUGGGAGUAAAGAGGAGAUACCGUAUGAGACUCCUCGUUUGCAUAUUUUUACAGAUCUUACAUGAUAUAAGAUAUUUAUUUUACUCUUGUUUCCUCCCCUGUGAAGUAACAAUAGUUUAUUACUAUCCGUAUCCAUUCUUUUUUUGAUUUAUCGUUGGACUUGAUAUGAUGAAUGGGACCUGUACACGAUGCCUGAUCACAUGACCAAGACAGAUGACGUCAUAUGCGGAAGUGAUCUGAAAGAGAAAGGAGGUGUGGAACGCAAGUAUUGAUCGGGCGUUCACAGGAUAAGCGCGCCUUUUUUCAAACAACAGAAUAGAAGAGAGGACUAUAUAAGCAGGACAACUACACUUUGAGAAGAUACAUUGGACCCAGCUGAGGAAGCCGUCGGAGUUACGGUGAAACGCGUUCUGGGAAGAAGUGUAUGAUACCUUUAUGCCCAUUUGUUACUGUUUUAUUUAUUUCUAUAGUAUUUUAUACUUUUGUGUUCUAUAUUAUUAUAGAGGGUUUUUUAUACCCUUCUGAUGUAAUAAAAUUAUUUUUUACUUAUUAUAUGGGCUAAUUUGGUUCCUGCUUUGAAAAGUUCUACUGUUGAUUCAACGUGCAGAGACAGAGCCGAUAUAGAGGCUCCACUUUUGUGAGUAUAUAAUAUACCUGAAGUAGGAGUAUUCUACAUAGACGUGCUACACUAUAUAUCUGUUCUAUUUGAGUCCUAGAGGCGAUUAGAGAAGAUCACCUGGUUAGAAGAAGGGGAAGGUCGCCUGUACGGACCUACACAUGUUUAUCCCUGAGCUUGGCAUUAAGCUCAGGAGAAUGUGAGUUUAUUGCUAUAUUUCAUUCUUAUCAUAUCUAUAUUUACGGUGUUACACUAUUGGAGUUCUUUUUUGCUUGUUUUAGGUUGAUUGUAUAAAGUAUUGGAAUUGCUCUCAUCUGGACGCCUUGUCAGCCUAUUAGGUUAAACCUUAUUAUAUGUAUGUAUACAGCGCUACACCUAUCUCCUUUUCUGUUCCCCCUGUCCCUAUUUGCGGCAUUUUCGUCGCAUUUCUGUGAUCUGCAGAGGUUGGGAGACCUGUGGUCUCCUUGCUGGCUUGUUGUCUGUUUUUUUGCGCAUGCGCGAGCGCAUGCGCGAGCAGUACGUUCACGUCAUGCCGUUUUCGCAUAUGCGCGGAACGUCAAGGUUCCGAUGACAUCAUUCAGUAGUUUGGGCGCCAAUACUGAAGUUUACCUUUCCAACACAGUCCCUUGCUAACUUAAAGCAGUACAGUACGGUCUUUUUGAACCUUAUUUGUAAGCCUUAUAGUAUUUUAUGGGCUUAAUUUGUAUAGAUGAAUUCAUCUGAGAUCAUGGAUUCAGACUCAUCAGUUCAAAGUAAAAGGUCACUAGCUAAAUCUCAGGGGUAAGCCAUUUCCUAUAUUUUUUCUUCAAUUUUUCUUCUAAACUAAAGAGUGCUGGCUAAUAUUUUCCCUUAUUAUAGUAGUACUAAAGGGAAAAAGACAACUGGAACAUCCAAAGGAAAGUCUCCCGCAAGCAUGUGACAAGAGGGCCCUGGAGGGGAAGUACCUAUGCUCAGAUUGCCUACAGGCCGCAGAAUGUCCCGCAUCAUCCACCCCGGAUUUGAUGCAAAUUAUUCAGAAUGCUGUAUCCCAAGGCAUUAAAGAGGCUGGCAGAGCCCACAAAAGACAUAGAAACAGAAUGUGACUGCAGAUAAGAACCAUUCGACCUAUCUAGUCUGCCCAAUUUUCUAAAUACUUUUAUUAGUCACUAGCCUUAUCUUAUAGUUAGGAUAGCCUUAUGCCUAUCCCACGCAUGCUUAAACUCCUUUACUGUGUUAACCUCUACCACUUAAGCUGGAAUGCUAUUCUAUGCAUCCACUACCCUCUCAGUAAAGUAAUACUUCCUGAUAUUAUUUUUAAACCUUUGUCCCUCUAAUUUAAGACUAUGUCCUCUUGUUGUGGUAGUUUUUCUUCUUUUAAAUAUAGUCUCCUCCUUUACUGUGUUGAUUCCCUUUAUAUAUUUAAAUGUUUCUAUCAUAUCCCCCCUGUCUCGUCUUUCCUCCAAGCUAUACAUGUUAAGAUCCUUUAACUUUCCUGGUAAGUUUUAUCCCGCAAUCCAUGAACCAGUUUAGUAGCCCUUCUCUGAACCCUCUCUAAGGUAUCAAUAUCCUUAUGAAGAUACGGUCCCCAGUACUGUGUACAAUACUCCAAGUGAGGUCUCACCAGUGUUCUGUACAAUGGCAUGAGCACUUCCCUCUUUCUACUGCUAAUACCUCUCCCUAUACAACCAAGCAUUCUGCUAGCAUUUCCUGCUGCUCUAUUACAUUGUCUGCCUACCUUUAAGUCAUCAGAAAUAAUCACCCCUAAAUCCCUUUCCUCAUAUGUUGAGGUUAGGACUCUAUCAAAUAUUCUGUACUCUGCCCUUGGGUUUUUACGUCCAAGAUGCAUUAUCUUGCACUUAUCCACAUUAAAUGUCAGUUGCCACAAUUCUGACCAUUUUUCUAGUUUACCUAAAUCAUUUGUCAUUUGGCUUAUCCCUCCUGGAACAUCAACCCUGUUACAUAUCUUAGUAUCAUCAGCAAAAAGACAUACCUUACCAUCAAGACCUUCUGCAAUAUCACUAAUAAAAAUAUUAAAGAGAAUGGGUCCAAGUACAGAUCCCUGAGGUACCCCACUGGUGACAAGUCCAAGCUUUGAAUAUAUUCCAUUAACUACAACCCUCUGUUGCCUGUCACUCAGCCACUGCAUACCCAUUCAAGAAUAUUGAAAUCCAAACUUAAAGAUUGCAGUUAAUUGAUAAGCCUUCUAUGUGCAACAGUGUCAAAAGCCUUACUGAAAUCAAGGUAAGCAAUGUCUAAUGCACCACCCUGAUCUAUAAUUUUAGUUACCCUAUCAAAAAAAUCAAUAAAAUUAGUUUGGCAUGAUCUCCCUGAAGUAAACCCAUGUUGUCUCUGAUCUUGAAAUCCAUGUGUUUUUAGAUGUUCAUCCACCCUAUGCUUUAACAUGGUUUCCAUCACUUUCCCCACUACUGAAGUAAGGCUUACUGGUCUAUAGUUGCCCGACUCCUCCCUAUUACCUUUCUUGUAAAUGGGCACAACAUCCGCUAACUUCCAAUCUUCUGGGACUACUCCUGUUAACAAUGAUUGGUUAAAUAAAUCUGUUAAUGGUUUUGCUAGUACACCACUAAGCUCUUUUAAUAGCUUUGGGUGUAUUCCAUCAGGUCCCAUUGACUUAUUUGUCUUUACUUUUGACAGUUGAAAUAGAACCUCUUCCUCUGUAAACUCACGUGUAAUAAAUGACUCAUUUAUCCUUUUUCUCAACUGAGGUCCCUUUCCUUCAUUUUCAUCUGUAAAUAAAGAACAAAAAUAUUCAUUGAGGCAGUCAGCUAGACCUUUAUCCUCUUCUACAUACCUUCCUUCUUUUGUUUUUAAUCUAACUAAUCCUUGUUUUACUUUUCUUUUCUCAUUUAUGUAUCUAAAAAAUGUUUUAUCCCCUUUUUUUUUUACUGACUGUGCUAUUUUCUCUUCUGUGUGUGAUUUGGAAGCUCUUAUAACUUGCUUAGCCUCUUUCUGCCUAAUCUUAUCGAUCAUUUUUUCUUCCUCAUUCUGGUUUUUUUUAUAAUUCCUAAAUGCUAACUUUUUGUUUUUAACUAUUUUGGCCACAUCUGUGGAGUACCACAGUGGUUUCUUGAAUUUUUUGCUUUUACUGACAAGCCUAAUGCAAUUUUCUGUUGCCUUCAAUAGUGCAACUUUUAAAUAAUCCCAUUUCUCGUAGACUCCAUUUAAAUUGCUCCAGUCUGAUAAUGACUCUUCUCCCCAUGUUCUAAUUUUAGAAAAGUCUGUUUUUCUAAAUUCUAAAACUUUUGUUUUUGUGUGGUGUGACUCAGUCACUGUUCUUAUAUUAAACCACACUGACUGAUGAUCACUGGAUCCUAAACUUUUACCUACAGUAAUAUCUGAUACCAAAUCUCCAUUUGUUAACACUAAAUCUAGUAUGGCCUCUUUACGAGUUGGCUCCUCAACAACUUGUUUUAGAGACAAUCCCAGUAGGGAGUUUAGAAUAUGUGUGCUCCUGGCACAAGUAGCUAAUUUUGUUUUCCAAUUUACAUCAGGAAGAUUAAAGUCACCCAUGAUGAUAACUUCCCCUUCAUUGUCAUUUUAGCUAUUUCCUCAACUAGUAGAUUAUCUAACUCUUCAAUUUGUCCUGGGGGCCUAUAAAUCACACCUACACGAGUUACUGUGUGAUUACCAAAUUCUAACGUAACCCAAAUGGACUCACUAACUUUUAUUAGGCUAGAUUUUAUGCUAUCCUUCACAUACAAGGCCACCCCCCCCCUUUCUUGCCUUCCCUAUCUUUUCUAUAUAAAGAGUACCCUAGUAUUGCUAUGUUCCAGUCAUUUUUCUCAUUAUACCAUGUCUCAGUAACAGCGACUAAAUCUACACUAUCAGUUGCCAUUAUUGCCGCAAGUUCAUGGAUCUUAUUUCCUAAACUGCGAGCAUUUGUAGACAUGACUCUAAGCUUAUCAUUUUUUUUAACACACUUGUUACAGGCACCUUCUGUCCUUGUUUUGGGGGACAAUUGGUUUGAUGUUUUAUCACCCUUUUGCCCCCCCCCGCCCCACUCCUAGUUUAAAUACAUCCUAGAAAAACCUCUGAACUGCUCACUGAGAACAUUUGUUCCCUUUUGAGAAAGAUGCAAACCAUCUUUUUUGUACAGCUUAUCUCCAUUCCAAAAAGAGCUACCAUGAGAAAUAAAGCCAAAUCCUUGCUCCCGACAUCAUUCACCAAGCCACAAAUUAAAGUCCCUAAUACGCAUCCGCCUGUCGUUCUGAGUGUUAUGCACAGGCAGAACUUCAGAGAAUGACAGUGUGGAAGCAACUUGCUGUAUAUCAUUGGCAAAAACACUAAAAACUUCCUUAACCUCUGAAACCUCAUUGCAAGCCAAGUCAUUUGUCCCUAGAUGGACAAGUACAUGCAAUUCCCCUUCCUGCUUUGCUUGCUUAACAAUAUUACAGAUACGUCUCCUGUCUCUGUGAGCAGUAGCUCUGGGAAGGCACCUCACAAGACCACCAUUGUCCAUCUCCACACCUAUAAUUGAAUCCCCCAACAACAACUGCUUUCUAUUAGGCCUCACCAUAGUCUCCAAGCCGGUCUCCACAACACCACUAGCCUCAGUGCCUCUCUCCACAACACCACUAGCCUCAGUGCCUCUCUCCACAACACCACUAGCCUCAGUGCCUCUCUCCACAAUACCACUAGCCUCAGUGCCUCUCUCCACAACACCCUAGCCUCAGUGCCUCUCUCCACAACACCACUAGCCUCAGUGCCUCUCCACAACACCACUCCUCAGUGCCUCUCUCCACAACACCAUUACACUCUGAAAGUGCAGAAAAUGAAUUAUGUAGAGCAACAGACUGUGCAAAAUGCCUUUUAUCCACAACUCUAAGUCUACCAGAUCCUACAGUAAUCCAUCUGCCAUUCCUAGUAUGUCUCUGCGGCAGUGGCUUUGCAGCAGUUCCAGUCUGAGUUUGUUCACCAGAUAAUUUACAAAUCUCAGACUUCAAAAAUACAAUCUCCUGCCACAAGAUAGAGAACUGUCUACAGAUUAGACAACAACCAAACCUCCAAAAAGUGGAACGUGAAACAAAUGCAUAGCAACUAUUACACUGAACUAAGUCUGCCAUUCCAAUGAGGAGAAUAAUUUAAAUCAAACAAAUCUUAACUUUGUAUUUAUCCUCCUGAAUACCUCAGAUUACCUCCAGUUUAUCUCCAGAAUAUCUCCAACUACACACUUAGAAACAGCACUUAGAAGUAGCAACCAAGCUAUAUUAGCCAAGCUAAUGACAACAGCCCUAGAAAUCCAGAUCCUCCCGACUACUCCCAAUACGACUCUUCGGAUGUGUCUAUGGAGGAGACAUACAGGAAGAGGUCAUCUUCCUCGGAUGAGGAAAAACAGCACGCUCCUGACACUUUGGACCCAACCGAAGUGGAUCACUUAAUUUUCAGGCAUGAAGGAACCUUCAAGAGAAGAGCCUUCUACAUCCAGUCGAUACUUUUCUGACCUCAGAAAAAAGAGGGUUACUUUCCCGGUUCAUGAGGCGAUUAAGGGCAUCAUUAUGGAAGAAUGGUCCAAAACAGAGAGGAAACUUCCCAAUCGGGGGAGAAUUUCUCGCCUUUACCCUUUUGACAAAAAGGACGCAGGCCACUGGGAAUCAGCCCCUAACGUGGAUGCAGCGGUGGUAAGACUGGCCAAGCACCCCACAUUGCCAGUGGAUAAUGCAGGAUCUCUAAGAGACUCCAUGGAUAAGAAGAUGGACUCUAACCUGUCCAGGGCCUAUGUGGCAGCAGGCACAGGCCUCCACCACGCGGUAGCCCUUACCUCGGUCUCCAGAGCUUUUAAGAUCUGGCUGGAAGGCUUGGAGGAGGACAUCAAAGAGGACAGAAGCAGAUCUAACCUCAUGGGCAGUCUACAAGACAUUAAGCUGGCCGUAGAUUUCACUACUGAAGCCUUAGUGGAUAUGGUUAAAGCAGUGGCCAGGAACAUGGCAUUUUCCAUCUCAGCUAGAAGGGCUUUGUGGCUCAGAUCUUGGUCAGCAGAUGCUUCAUCUAAGAAUAGCCUCUGCUCGUUACCGUUCUAUGGAGACAUGCUCUUUGGUAAGAACCUGGAUGAUUGCAUUAAGAAAGCAGCAGAUGGCAAGAAUGCUUUUUUACCUCAGGAUCAUUGGCCUUAGAGAUCUUAAGACCUUCAGAUCAAUCUUCCUUUCGGGACUUCAAAUCCUACAGACCAAGUAGAGAAUAUGGAAGAUCCCAGCCUUGGAGAGGGGGACAGUCUUCAGUCAGGGAAGGAAGAUCCAGAGGCUCAGCAUUCAGCAGGAACAUGAGAGCUUUAUGAUGGGUUGAUCUUCCAGCCUGGAGGGGUAGGAGCACGCCUCCUCCUAUUCCAAAAGAGAUGGGAGUCUUCUACCAAAGACAAGUGGGUACUGGACAUCAUCAAAAAGAGGAUAUCUUCUGGAAUUCAGAGAUGCCCCACCUCGAUGGGGAUGGCCUGGAGACAGAGACAAGAGAUUGGCUCUUCUGGAGUUUAUUUCUUCCCUACAGCAAAAAGGUGUCAUUAUGGAGGUUCCAAAGGAGGAAAGAACACACGGGUUUUAUUCUCACCUAUUCCUCACAAAGAAGUCCUCAGGAGCAUGGAGACCCAUUCUAGAUCUUCACACUCUCAACAAGCGAUUGAACGUAAGAAGAUUCAGAAUGGAGUCGCUUCAGUCCAUCAUCAAAGCAGUCUUUCCAGGGCAAUGGCUGAUGUUUGUAAAUCUGCAAGAUGCCUACUUCCAUGUUCUGAUCACUCAACUGCAUCAAAGAUAUCUGAGAUUUGCAGUAGAAGGAGGGCACUUCAAGUUCCGAGCCCUUCCCUUUGGCCUCAGUACGGCUCCUCGCACUUUCUCAAAGAUCCUGGUGAUCCUGGUCGCAGAAUUAAGAAAGAGGGGCAUUGCCAUUAUCUGGACGACAUCCAGGUGCUGUCAGAGGACAGGUACACUCUCAAGCAACAUUGACAGAUUUGCAUUUAGUUCCUGCAGGAACACGGCUGGAAGAUAAAUGGAGAAAAGAGUCAUCUUAUUCCUUCAGAGUCCAUGCUUUAUCUAGGAGCCCUGUUCAACACUGCACUGGGGACAGUUCAGCUCUCAAGAGAAGGAGGAGUAAAGCUCAUCAGGAAGGUGAGGGAGAUACGACAAGUCAAGGUCGCCAUGGCAGAGAAAGUCAUGAGCCUACUAGGAUCCAUUUCACCAACCAACCAUAGGCUUGACAAGAGGGGCGCAAUGGAGAAUGAGAGCACUCAAGAGGAAUUUUCUUUCCCAAUACAGAGGGAAGAAUCUACUCCAGCCCAUCAGGAUUUCCACCCCGGUCCAUCUAAGCCUGGCAUGGUGGAUGAACAAGAAGGCUCUGUUCUCAGGGUUCCCCCUGGGGAACAUUCCCUGGAUUACUAUAACGACAGACGCCAGUCACUGGGGUUGGGGAGCCUACCUUCAGAACAAGGUCACCAUGGGGAAGUGGGAGUUUCAUGCACACGAGACUCACUCAAAACUUCUGGAACUUCUGGCAGUUUUCAGAGCUCUGAAACACUUUCAGCACUUACUACAGCACAAGUGGGUGAAGGUGAGAAUGGACAAUGCUACAGUAGUAGCACAUAUCAAUCAUCAAGGAGGUACCCGAAGUCACAGUAUGGUAAGGUUGAUGAUUCCCCUGAUGUCUUGGUCACAGAAGAACCUUGCGGGGCUAGUGGCGAUUCAUCUGCCAGGAGUGCAGAAUACAGUAGCAGACUUCCUCAGCAGGGUAAGAAUAGACCCAGAAGAGUGGAGCCUCUCAGACAAAGUCUUCAAGGAUAUUGUGAAGAACUGGGGUCUUCCUCAGAUAGACAUCAUGGCCACCAACAACAGCAACAAGAAGCUCCAGGGAUUCUUCUCAAGGGGUCACGAAAUGCAGGCUCGGGAGAGGGAUGCCCUAUCAUGCAGGUGGGAGUUCACAAAGGGGUAUGCAUUUCCGUCGUCUCCCCUCAUAUUUCCUCUACUAAGAAGGAUUCGGUAGGAACCAGUUUUCAUGAUCCUGAUUGCCCCAUUCUGGCCUCGCUGGCCUUGGUUCCCUCUUCUUAUGAGCCUCUGUCAGGAACCUCUGUGGGAUCUUCCAGCAGUUCCUUCUCUUCUGCACCAGGGUCCUAUCCUACACCCAGACCUAGCAUCACUCAACCUGAAGACCUGGAGGUUGAAAGGGAAAGGCUUCUAGAGAAAGGUUUCUCGGCUGCAGUCACAGAUACCCUGUUACAGGCUCGGAAGCGGUCCACUUCCUCUACCUACUAUAGAAUUUGGGACGCUUUUUCUUCCUGGGCCUCUCCUAAGCAGGUUAACAUAGAGCAUCCUGCUAUUAAAGACAUCUUGGAGUUUCUACAAAGAGGUCUGGAUAAGGGUUUGAGCUACAAUACCUUAAAGGUACACAUCUCCGCUCUUUCAGCUCUCACUGACCACAAAUGGGCCUUUAAUCCAGAUGUAUCCAGGUUUCUUGCUGCAGUCCUCAAGAUUAAACCUCUGAUCAAGCCAUUUGCUCCCCCAUGGGAUCUACCUCUGGUAUUACAAGCCAUGAAGUCAGCUCCUUUCGAACCCUUGGAGUCCAUCUCUCCUCAUCUUAUUACCAUCAAGACCGUUUUGCUGGUGGCGUUAGCAUCAGGGAGAAGGGUUUCGGAGCUCAGUGCCUUAUCAGUCAAAGAGCCUUUCAUGGUGUUUCACAGAGACAAGGUGAUUCUAAGAACCAUUCCCGAACUUCGCCCUAAGGUAACCACGGCCUUUCAUGUUAAUGAAGACAUAGUGCUUCUAGCCCUGACGCAAGAAGAACAUUCCCAAGAAGGAGGUUCCUCUCCGCUGCAUUUGGUAAGAUGUUUAAGAAUCUAUAUUGACAGAUCUCUUGGCUGGUGUUCGUCAGAUCAGCUAUUCAUCAUCCCGAAUGGGGCUAGGAAAGGUCGCCAAGCUUCUAAAGAGGCUGUGAGCAGAUGGAUUGUCCCCACUAUCAUUCAGGCUUACCGUACCAGUGGGGUUCCGGUACCUAGCGGUCUAAAGGCUCACUCGACCAGGCCCCUUUCCUCCUCUUGGGCAGCCGCAGCGAGAGUAUCUCCAGAGCUUAUCUGCAGAGCAGCUACAUGGUCUUCGGUGAACACCUUUAUUCGACAUUAUCAAAUAGAUGGCAGAGCUGGUCAAUGGGACAAGUUUGGUAAAAGUGUCCUUUCCGCAUCCAACUAAUGUCUUUCUUUUUGUAUGAUUUCACUUAUAGAUGUGCAAAUACACUUUACGCAUUACGAAAUAUUUUGAGUCUGUAUAUUCUUUUCCCUCCCUUGGUUUUGCUUGGGUAUUACCCAUUGUUGUGCUGCCAUGGAUAUGGCCAGGAAAGAGGAAAAUGUAUUCAUACUUACUGUAAUUUUCUUUUCCUGGUCAUAGGCCAUGGCAGCACAAAGAUCGCGCCCAGGGAUUUUUGCUGGAAUACAAGACUGAGGGUAGGAGGGGGUACUUAUACCCUUGUUUUAAUUAGUUCCUGUAUAACUAGGGAUGGGGAGGAGCUACCCAUUGUUGUGCUGCCAUGGCCUAUGACCAGGAAAAGAAAAUUACAGUAAGUAUUAAUACAUUUUCCUCUCUCUAUAUAUAUAUAUAUAAACACACACAUACAUACACACAUAUUUUAUAUAAUAAAAAGAGAUACUGGUAUAUAAGCGCUAAAUAGACAAUGAACGAGGGGAGAAUUUUUUUUUUUUGAAAACUCCUCCCCACCACCUUGUGAUUAUGUGUACCCUAUAUAGAGGGUUUUAAAAGGUAAUCCAGCUGUUGCACACCUGUGUACUACCCAAAUUACACACACACAGAUAUAGAAACUAAAAUAUAUACUUAUACUGGUGGAGCGCUUGUAAAUUUAGGGACCCCAAUAGUCUUGAGAUCACUCUGGCUCAGAAUCACAUGAAACAAUAAAUACUCAUACAACUGCACUCUGACCAAGUUGCAGUGAAGACAAGAAAAACAGAAUAAAAUAAAACAAUAAAAUGAAAUGAGCCUCUUACGAAAGAAAAGUAGUGAGUAUUUGCAGUAUAGUGCUGCUACUCACACACGCCUUUGGUUCUCAUAGGAACACCCAGCAGACAAUACAGCCGGUUGCAGUACCCGAAAUCCUCCAUGGAUAGUUGUUCAGCUGGCUCUUGCAGUAUGCCGGGUCUGUUGUAGGUUUUUUGCUAGAGUGUCCAAACCAAGGCUGCUAUGAAUCUCGCGGGUUCCGAGGAAACUCUGCCCACUCGAAGUAGCGUCACCGCGUAGCUGUUGUUGCUACGUCACCGCGUAGCUGUCGUUGUUACGUCACCACGUCUACGCGUUUCGCUGAUAGGCUUUAUCAGGACGUCAGUGGUGAUGACCUCACUCCGUGCAUGUUCACUUAACGUCUUGUCUGUUAUGCUGAAGUUUAGUUUUACUAGCCCUGUAUUUAAAUGUUUUAAUGACCUACAUGAAUACCUCUAUUUCUCCUCUCAUCAAACUAUACUUUUUUCCCCUCACUGUAUCUUCUAAACACCUCUCUUAUUUGGUACCCUUAAAUAUGGCAAUCCCACAAGGGUACCAAUUUAGGGAAUUAUCUACUGCAAGGUGCAGCCAUGGCACAGACCGGAAUUAAAUUUGUCUGAAUUAAAUUCCAAAACAAAAAUUAUGUCAGAAUUGUAUCCGAAAAUGAAUCAACAAACAAACGAAAUUCAGUUCAUGCAAAACAAAAUUUAGUUUUUUUGUCUGAUUACAUUUGAAAAUUUCAGUGACUCCCAAGUCUAAUAUGUAUGUGGAAGAAUAUGGCAUGUUUUAUGUAUGGUUGUAGCAGAUGCUUUGUGAGCUUGUAUUUAUGUGUAUGUACUGUAUGUUGAAUAAACAACAUAAAUGGAAAAAGGAAAAUUUUAAAAAGACAAAAUAGAUUUUACACCAUCAAGUGAUUAACCCCUUAAGGACGGGGGACAUGCUACGCCGUCCUUAGGGAACUGUCUCUAAACGCUGGAAGGCGGUGUGGUGUAUUACCAAAUUCUAUAAAUUAUUAUGUACGCAUACACAUAUAAACUCUGGUCCGUCUACUUUAACAAAUAUUUAUUCAGAGACAAAACAACAACAACAUACAAAUAAUGACACACAAUCUAACUAACUAUACCACCAACAACAGCAACAACAACCUAACUAACAAUAACAACUACAUCUUAUAAAAUCCCACUCACAGUUCACCAUGAUAGAAAUAAGGCCAUGUCUGCUUAAAGGACUGCUCAGUAGCACAGCCAAGAAGGAACAGAGAGGAAUGGAGAAAGGGGAAGUGGUUAUCUCUUUCCUGACUUGUAAAGGUAUUGAAUUACCAAUUAACAUUUCAAAAGGGUAAAGCUUAUCCCACUGUAAGAAAAGCAAACAUGAGCUUGGUCACAUGACCCCUGGUCACCAUAUUAGUUUGAUGACAGAAUGUCACCACAUUCCCUCACUUUUUCUUCUCUUAUGUUGAGCACAUUUAAAAAUAAUAAUUUAUCCCUUCUAUCUAAACUAUGAGAUCUGAAGUAGGAAAGGGGAGCACAGGAAUUAUAGUGAGUGAUAUAAGCAGGGUGAAAGAAAACAGUCAAAUAGGGGUUGCAUCACGCCACAUUCCCCCACUUUUUCUUCUUUUAUGUUGCUCCGUUAUCUAGUUAUCCCUCUAGUACAGGAAAACCUAGUGGGAGCAAAAACCUGAUAUACAGGAGAAAUUCAACCCACCGUCCCUCCGGAAUUGUUCCCUCAGCGACAUAAGUUCUCCUGUACUUUCCUAUGGCUGUCAAUUCACAUGUUAUACAAAGUGUCACAAAAAAACAGAACUUAUAGAAUGUAGGUGAGAGUGUGUGUGUGCAAUGUAAAACUUUAUUGAAGAAUGUGUGUGAGAGAGAGAGAGAGAAACAAAAAAGAAACAAACAAAAAAAAUAUCCCCCUUUUCAAGUUUCUUCCUCAUCUAUUUCAUUGCCACACAAAAGUAUACUAGCGGCAAAGUUUGUAGGACUGGAUGUGGUAUUUGCAGAAUUCCAUACUUUCAAUCCAGUUCCGACUCCUCCCAGUAGAGCUGUAAAUUGUCCCAUUUUUCCUGACACCCUGCUUUGCCUAAAACACUGUCGCCGUUGUUCCGGACACCUUGGAGGAAUAGAAGGAUUAUUAAAAUAUAGACUGUAAACUUUUCCCUUAUUUGGAGUAUCUUCUGGCCGUAUUGCCUGUCUCCCAUCCCUACUGUGAUACAGCGUAUACUUAUCCAUCCUGUAACAAGGAUCCACUACGAUCUUCUGUUGACACACAUCAUCAUCCUAAUACAGCUUUGCCUUGCUCUGUGGGAACACUAGAUCUCAUCAUUAGAAAGGAAUAGCUAAAUGGGAGACUGGAAGACUGAGAGAAAGAACAAAACAAAAGAAAAACAGACAUACAUACGGAUGUAGAGAGCAACACAAAAUUAUGAGUGUUAUUGAUUGCUGGGACCCCCCAAUUGGUCAAUCUUUUCCUCCUCUCUCAACUGUUCCCUCAGCGCUUUCACGUCUGCCUCCAAUCUUUCAGUCUGUCUCUUUAGGUCCCAGUAGUCUCUAUUCCCUUCUUUAUUCCUCCAAUUAUCCCAAUUCCGUCUAUUGGUCUGAUGAUCAUCCCAUCUAUGGUUCCUUCUCCAAUUAUUCUCCCAAUAACUGUUCCUGUUGUUUCUCUGUUUUUCUCCCCAAUUGUGAUUUUCCCAGUUAAUAUCUGUCCUUUUUAGCCUCUCCCAGGUAUUUUUAUUAUUCCAAUAAUUAUUGAUUACCUUAGGCCCCUCCCAUCUAUUCCUCCAGUUAUCUCCCAUUACAUUACUUCCUUUAGAACUGUCCCUAUUCCUAUGGUCCCUCUGUGGAUCUCUCCAUCUUUUGUCAAAGUCCUGUUUUGGUCUCCAGUUCUCAUUAUCCCUCUUGCUCUGGGGUACAUCCCACCUCUGGCUUCUCCAUUUACCAUCUAAAUCUCUACCAGAGUCAACCUUGAAUGUUCUUGUGGAUGAAACAGGGAAGGCCUGUUCUGAGAAAGGAUGCUUGAUCCACCAAUUGUCCGCUCUAGUUAGUACCAUUUCUAAGUCUGCUGGUGUUGGAUCAAAAAGCCUGACAAAUUCUUGACACUCCCAGGGAAGGGCUUCCAUUACUUUAGUAAUAUGUUGUGGUGAGCCCAAGACCAGAGGCUGUUGAGGUUGGCGUAGUGUAUACCAGAACAAUAUCCUUUGAGCUACCUCUCUAGGACCAUCUGCUGGCCUCAUCGUAAUAUUUGCUAUUUCUUUCUCUAUGCUGAGUAGAUAGAAAUUAGUUUCAGCAAUUCUUCCUGCCUGAUCAGACACACUGUUAUUAAAUCCACAUAGUCUGCUAGCCAAAGGACCCAUAGCAUAUUCUAAAAGUUCUGUCCAUUCCUCUAAGUUUAAACCUCCUUUUUUAGCUCUAUUUGCUCCCCUCAUAAACCAGUGUGUAAAAGUAUUAAAGUUGUUAUUUGGCAUACUUCCCCACCAUUUCUGGAAAUUUUCUUUGUCUGUGAUUGACAUAGUGCUUGUCUGUCUAGAGAAACUAGUAGGCAUUUCUCUUGCAUUAAAGUGUUCAGUUAUUAUUAAAGGGGCUUGUGGGACACAGUUAACAACCGGCGCAUUUCCCUUGUGUUUGGUUCUGAGCACUGGUUCUGUACCUUUACAUAUAAAAUGAGACUGACCUGGGCAUACUUUAGGAAUCUCCUUAUCCCAUUUAUUUAUGUUUUCUUUAGUUUUCAUUUUAUAUUCCAUAACUAGGUUUUGGAGUUCAGUGAUCUUAGCACUAUAUUCAUCUCUCUGUUGUUCUGUUUCCUUUAAUUCCUUCUCCAACCCCUCGAUCAUUUUGUUUGUUCUUAGGGCAGCUAUUUUAAAACAAUCUCUUUCAUCAAGAGCAUCUUCCAUUUUAUUAGUGGUUACUAAAUUAGCUUGCUGCAAUUCGAGUACCAUGCUUGCCAAACCCCCUAUUGCAGCAACAACCGCUUGUGCCACCAAGCUUUUCCUUUUCUUAAUAUGGCACUUUUUAUUAGUAACAAUCUGUGUCAAAACAUCCAUGAAACAUUCAUAUUUUCCACAAUUGGGGCCUGCUGGUUCUGGAAGCUCAUAUGGUCCAUCAUGUUUGUCAAUGUCAUUCUUAAAGUACUCUAGUACUUCUGCAGAAAAAUACUUAGUACCUAGAUAUGCCAUUUUAAAACCGAGCUCUCCCUAGGUCUUUAAUCGAAAUAGACCAGCAGACUAAGGAAAAAACAACAACACGCUUUUAACAAUGGGAUUAAUUUAAAAAAACUGAAACUGGCUCCAAAGAGAUUGAACCAUUUGAGAAACUUAAUCACAUUAACCUAUUCAAACAAACUCUUGUCUUUUAAGAAAAAAACUUCACAGUCUCAAUACAACAAAUGCCCACAGGCAGCAAAACACAAAACCACCCUUCUGUCUUUGUUUAAGUGCAGUAUGGGGGGUCUACAAAUAAACAGAAUGAUUUAAAGGAAGGUAUGGGAACUGGAAAAUACCUGACUGUAACUUCAGCACAAUAAUUCCCAACCAUAUAACAAUCUAACAUAGGCACCUUUACCUCAAAUACAAACUGUUCAUUUUCUAUUAAACACACUCCAGUGUAAAAAUGUAGCCUGGCUAAACAAUAGCCACCACACUGUAUUAGCCCCAAUACCUUUAUCAUGUAAACACAAUGCUCCUACCCAGAAUUCAAUGGUUCAAACAGACAAAAGAUAAUCCCCCCAAAAAACAGUUUGCUAUUUAAACUUAGAAUGCAGGGAAGCCACAAAAUGUAUAAAAUGUAACAUCUAAAAACAAUUACAAUAUAUUCAGUUUAGUUCUAGUUAGUUGCAACAGGAAAGAGACAAUACAGCACAUGGGCUAUUAAAAAUGGCCGAAACAUCAAUAGUACCAAUGCAGUGCAACUAUUCAAUCUUUCCCUUUAAUCACCAAUACUUUAAAAAUACUAGGCCUGAGCUAUGGUAGUCAAAACACAACAAACUCAGGUAUUUGAAACACACAAAAAAACUAAUAUAUUCAAAAUUGAGGCCUGAUGCCCAAGCUUGUAAAUUAAAAUGGAGGCCCAAACUAGACUCCACACACAAUCAGUCCCUGAUUUCCCAUGCAGAGGAUAAUUAAACAAAGUACUUUUUUCUUUUUUCUCCCCCAAAAAAUAAAUCUGACUAUCUAUUACUGUGUUAUUACCACAUAAAUAACCUUUGUAGAAGUCUAAAAUUCGUGGUCGCCAAAUGUGGUGUAUUACCAAAUUAAUAUAUAUACUACACAAGGUUCGUCUACAUUAAAAGGUAUUUAUUAAAAGGCAACAACACAAUACUAUAAAUGUAUCACAAACACACAGCCCAGACCCACGGAGCAACAACCCUUUUUAAAUCUAUCUAUGUAUAUAGUAACCCCUUACACACACGCUUGAUCUCACCCACGGUUAGGCCUUCACAUCUAGUAAUGGCUCACUGCUGCAAGUUCAACAUCACAUCCACCAAGGAAGAAAAGGAAGCAACAGAGUGUAACAUGGUCCACCAUGCUAGCCCAUGGCGUCUGCACAUCUGCUCUGUAGCACAGCCAAGAAGGAACAGAGAGGAAUGGAGAAAGGGGGAAGUGGUUAUCUCUUUCCUGACUUGUAAAGGUAUUGAAUUACCAAUUAACAUUUCAAAAGGGUAAAGCUUAUCCCACUGUAAGAAAAGCAAACAUGAGCUUGGUCACAUGACCCCUGGUCACCAUAUUAGUUUGAUGACAGAAUGUCACCACAGGCGGUAUAGCACGUUCCCGCCGUCCAGGGUACUUACCCGGUCGCCGACGAUCCCACGCAUGUGAACGCAGUGCGGGGACUCACCUGGAAGCCCAGGGAAUCCCCCUCCGUCCUCUUCGGCCCCCUCUUCAGUGAUCCCUGAUCACAUGGACAGGGGAGUGCCUGUAAUGACACGUACUCCCCCUGCUGUUAUGGGCAAAUGCAAAUAUUACAAGUUUUAGAAUGAAAUGUUGUAUUUCUUAAACUGUGUACUUUGUCUUUAAGAGAUAUUGCAAAAUGACAAGGUGUUAGAAAUGGAACAUUUUGUUUUUCAUAGAUGUUUCUUUAAGCAAUAACCUCUUACCUACCUUCAGUGCAUAUUAUGUUUAAGCCAUUUUGUCCCAGACGAAUUACAAUAACAAUAAUGCAUAAACAAGCUUUAAGGCUAUGCUACGACUCUUUCAGUACACAAUAUACUGUGGUAACCCUAAGUAGAUAAAGAUGUUCAGACUUUAAGAUGCCAUCUUGAACUAAGUCAGGAAAAUUUCCAUGACGUAUACAUGGCUCACAGUGGAUACUGUGCCAGUUCACAGUGCCACUCAUAUCUGGUGUCAUAAUAGCUUGCAUUUAAAAACAAAAAACUUUUUUCACUGUUAUAGAUUGAAUAGCAGUUAGUUGUCUCAAAGCGGGUGUGUCAGCCCUACAGCGUGUACUCUGCCAGUUCACAGUGCCACUCUUAUCUGGUGUCACAAUAGCGUGCAUUUAAAAACCAAAAAACUUUUUUCACUGUUAUAGAUUGAACAGCAGUUAGUUGUCUGCAAGCGUCUGUGUGUCAGGCUCACAGUGGAUACUGUGCCCAGUGCCACCACUCACUCACUGGUGUCACAAUAGCUUGCAUUUAAAACAAAAAACUUUUUUCACUGUUAUAUUUUGAAUAGCAGUUAGUUGUCUCAAAGCGGGUGUGUCAGGCUCACAGUGGAUACUGUGCCCAGUGCCACCACUCACUCACUGGUGUCACAAUAGCUGCCCAGUGCCACCACUCACUCACUGGUGUCACAAUAGCGUGCAUUUAAAAACCAAAAAACUUUUUUCACUGUUAUAGAUUGAAUAGCAGUUAGUUGUCUCAAAGUGGGUGUGUCAGGCUCACAGUGGAUACUGUGCCCAGUGCCACCACUCACUCACUGGUGUCACAAUAGCUUGCAUUUAAAACCAAAAAACUUUUUUCACUGUUAUAUUUUGAAUAGCAGUUAGUUGUCUCAAAGCAGGUGUGUCAGGCUCACAGUGGAUACUGUGCCCAGUGCCACCACUCACUCACUGGUGUCACAAUAGCUGCCCAGUGCCACCACUCACUCACUGGUGUCACAAUAGCGUGCAUUUAAAAACCAAAAAACUUUUUUCACUGUUGUAGAUUGAAAGGUCCUAAAAUGAAUAAAGUAAAAGAAGUGUUACUUUUAUAUAUAUGAACUAUGGUAACCCUAAAAUGGAGACACCUAAGGUAUAAAUAGGUGUACUUUUAAAUGUUGAGAGAGGAGGGACUUGGAGACAGACGCUGCUCCAUCUUAAAAUUACAGAGUGGCUGACAUGAUGACAUGUUCAGGAGGGUAUGUUAACCUAUUAAUGAUAUUUGCAAGCAUUUAGUUUAAUCUUAUAAACUGCUAUAAAUUGUUGCAAUGGAUUUUAUAUGUCUAUAUCUAUAUUUUUAUAUAAUAAAUAUCUAAAAGACAACAUUGCUUCCAAGACAAUCCUUGUUUUAUAUUGUAUUCUCAAUUAUUUAUAUAUGUCAAAUAGAGGAUCUCUUACACUAACUAUAUAAAAUUGGCUAAGAUAUCUGUAUGGUUAGCCCUGCUAAGUUCUAUGCUUUAAGACGUUAUAGUGGGAAAUAAGGGAACCAGCCACGGUUACACUGCUGCCUGAAAAAAAAAAAAAAAUACAGUUUAAAACAGGGUAAAAUUAAAUAAUAUAUACAUAAAUCAUAUAUAUAUAUUUAUUAAGUACACAUAUACAUACAUACACAUAAAUACACAUACACUGUCUACGUGUAUUUUAAUAUUAAUAUAUAUAAGUAUAUAUAUAUAUAUAUAUAUAUAUAUAUUAAUAUCAGAGUACACGUAGAAUUAUAUUGAUUAAAUAUAUAUAUUUUUAUAUAUAUAUUUAUAUAUAAUAUAAAAUAAAUAAAUAUGUAAAUACAUAAAAAAAUAAAAUUAAAAUAAUAAUACAAAAUAAAUAAAUAAUUUCGUUCUAACUAUUUUAAAAUUAAUAUAUAUAUAUUGAUAUCAAAAUACACGUAGAACAAAAUAAUAUAUAUAUAUCUAUAUACAUAAGUAUAUUCGUAUAUAUAUCACUAUAUAUAUAUAUAUAUAUAUACACAUAUAUAUAUAUAAAUAAAAAUAAUUUUAAACAAUUAUAUAUAUAUAUAUAUAUAUAUAUAUAUAUAUAUACACACACAUGUAUAUAUAUAUAAUAAUUCUACAUAUAUAUUUAUGUAACUUUCCAAGACACCAUAAAACCUGUACAUGGGGGGUACUGUUUUACUCCAAAGACUUCGCUGAACACAAAUAUUAGUGUUUCAAAACAGUAAUAUAUAUUACAACGAUAAUAUUGUCAGUACAAUUGAAUUUUUUUGCAUUUUUCACACACAAAUGGCACUUACAUGGACGAUAUAAUUGUUGUGAUACAUUUUACUGUUUUGAAACACUAAUAUUUGUGUUCAGCGAAGUCUCCUGAGUAUAACAGUACCCCCCCAUGUACAGGUUUUAUUGUGUUUUCAAAACAUUAGAUUGCCUGCAGGGAGCUCUAGAUCUAACCUGAACAACUACAUUAAGCUGUAGUUGUUCAGGUGACUAUAAUGUCCCUUUAAGGUAAAGCUGACUCUGCAGACUGUGCAAGUGCUCUUACUUCGGUUUCUCUAACACUGUGGCGUGUCCCCUUUCUACUACACUCGCUACAUCCACCGUUUCUCUAUGCCAGACUUUAUACCAGAAGCUUCUGCCUGAUAGUCAGACAGUAAAGUGAGGAGUGGAUACGUAAGUGCUUCUUUUUUACCAUUAAAAAAUAAUUCACUGCUUGCAGUAUUUAUUUUUUAAGUUCUAUUAUAUCUAAACAUAUUGUGCUUUUUAACAUUCAGGACUAAUUAGUAAAUAUAUUUUGAUAAAGUUUUCUUUUGUUGCACUUGGUGUAAAAAUUCUUAAACGUGAAACUGACAAAAAAAGUGUUUUUUACAUUUUUUUUCCACAUUUUAAAAAUAUUUUAUUCUAUUUAGUAUUGUUAUGUAUACAUGUAGGCUAUCAAGAAAGAAGAAAAAGAAAGUCCUAUUUCUGUAAUUAUAUGUAAUAUGUAUGGGUGGACUUUGGAGGAAAUUGUCACAGAAUGAACAUAAGGCAAAAGUGCAAAAAAGGCCUUCGUCAUAAAUGUUUGCAUCUCAAAAAAGCCUUGUUUCUAAAGGGGUUAAGCCAGCGGUUCCUAAACUGUCAGGCACACAGGGGCGCCGCAAGAUAUUUUCCCGGUGCUAUUAUCAUAGCACCAGUAACUGUGCCUCCCUCUCCCCUAACGGCUCUGCAGGACCAGAGGGAAGAUCAGAGAUAUUCCUCAUCGGCCCCCUAGCAGUGUAAUGCUGGUAGCCGGCAGGGGAGGCAGCCCCGCCGGGUUCUCCUCUCGUGAGCUCAGAGUGUUGCCGCGGUUACCAUGUGAAUGUGAAUCUCGCGAGAGUGAACUCUAGCCUCUCACCACUGGGACCACCAGGGCUUUUCCACCGGACCACUGUCCCCACUCCCAGGAAAAAGUAAGAAGGGGGGAGGAUUUGAAAAUGAUUGUGUUUUUUUUUUUUUUAAAUAAAAAAAAAUAAAAAUAUAUAUUUAUUAAUCUUCCCUCCCAUCCCCACAUAACUCCCCCCCAUACGCACAUACUGCCCCCCCACACGCACUCUUCUCCCCCACACACACUGUACUCCUCACACAAAGUGCCCCCUCACACACUGCCCCCCUGCACACACUGCACCACAUACACACUGCACCCCCCCACACACACUGCCCUGCAUACAUACACACACACACACUGUACCCCUCACACACUCUGCUCCCCCCACACACUGUACCUCUCACAUAAACUACCCCUCACACCCUCUGCACCCCCACACACUGUACCUCUCACACAAACUACCCCUCACACAAACUUCCCCCCCACACUGUACCCAUCACGCACACACUGCACAACAUGCACACUGCACCCCAAUACCUGCACACUGUACCCCAAUACACAUACACUGCAUCACGCACACACUGCCCCACACACUAUGCACAACUCUCACACACACUUUACCCCCCCACACACACAUUACAUCCAUCACAAACACAAUGCGUCCCCAUACACACACACACACUGCACCCCCCCACACACACACAUACACACUUCACCCCUCACACACACAACUGUCCAUUUCCCUUACUACUGCCCUUAUCCUGGCAGAUCCUAGGUAAGUUGUCAAACAGUUUGACUACUUAUCCUGGGAGGGCACCAUGGCACUCCUGACACCAUAACCACUUCAGAGUGCCGUAGUGGUUAUUGUGCCUUGUUUGUUUCUUUAAGUAAUCUACCAGUGCCCCUCCCAAGAUUAGGUUCUGGAUCCGCCCCUGACCGGAAAACAUUUCUGCUGAACAGGGGUCCAGUAUAUUAUUUAUUUAUUUAUAAAAUAUUUUACCAGGAAAGAUACAUUGAGAUUUCUGUUGUUUUUAAGUAUGUCCUGGGUCCACAAAACAUUGCAUUGUUACAAUAGGAUACAAUAUUACAAAAAUACAAUAUACAAGCUAUAUAUAUAUAUAUAUAUAUAUAUAUAUGUAUAUACAUGCAUACACAUACACACAUAUAUAAAUUUAAUACAUAACAGGUAAUAAAUAUAUACAACCAUGACAGGUGCAUUCUGUGCUGAGGUAUAUUGCCAUAGAGCUCUUAAAAGAUUUUAGAUUGGAUGAAGAUUUGACUGUGUCCCUGAGGUUAUUCCAUAAUUGCGGUGCUCUGUAGGAAAAGUACAUAUAUACUACCUAGAAAUUUUUUUGACUUGGGGCGCCUUGGAAAAAUAUUGAAAUAUAAAGGGUGCCUUGAACCUAAAAAGUUUGGGAAACAACUGGGUUAAGCUAAUUAUACAACUUACGUUCUCUUUUUGUAAUAUUCUAGCACCCUAAUUAAGAUUGUUAGAUAGCCAGUUUAAAUGUGGGGCUCAACACAAUUAUUCUGUUAUUUUGUCUUAUUUGUCAGAUUGAACAAUGAAGCUCCUCGGAAGACCGCACCAUGAGGGAAGAAUAGCAAGUACCUACAUGUGGAAAAUAAACAAGCGCAAUCAUAUAUGAAAUAAAAGUGAUAUAUGAUAUGUAAAUUAAUGUUGUCCGCAUACCUUUUUUUUAAAUCACAUGCUAUUAAUGGAAAUUAUAUGAACUAGUCAUUGAAUAGGCUGAACAUAGAACUGCUGUAGCCUAUCACAGAAUGUUCUGUAAUAUAUAAUCCUCACAAUUCUCCUGCCAAUAUGUCUAACAUGCAAGUUUGCUUAGAGUUCUAAAAUGUGAAGCACCCAGAUUGAAAUGACAACGCAAAUAUGGUAAAAUUAUUUAGCUUAAAAACAUAAAUCAAUUCAGC
Pelobates cultripes (western spadefoot toad) is the source of this 31964-nucleotide messenger RNA. The record is from the annotation of a GenBank genome assembly. NCBI's taxonomy places the organism in Eukaryota, Metazoa, Chordata, Amphibia, Anura, Pelobatidae.